GUUAAAGAGCGAGAAGUAGAAACCAAAGCCAAGCAAAAAAUUAUAAAUAAUUUAGAAGAAAAGAGAACGAGAAGAAGUAUCCAAGGAAAAGCAAACAAUCAUUAUCGAAUUAGAAAAGAGAAUCAGAAAUCUUGA
Molecule: messenger RNA, 135 nt
Organism: Funneliformis geosporum
Lineage: Eukaryota; Fungi; Glomeromycota; Glomeromycetes; Glomerales; Glomeraceae
Source: the annotation of a GenBank genome assembly